CCUUAUCACUCACUCAUUUACUAACUCAAAACAAUUCAAAUCCUUCAAUCAAAACAAAAAUGUCUCUUUUCUUCCUUGUCUUCCUUCUUUUUGUCUCCUCUGUUACAGCCUGCGAUCGCUGUGUUCACCAAUCCAAAGUUGCUUAUUUUUCUAGUGCUUCUGCUCUUCUCUCUGGUGCGUGUGGUUAUGGAAAUUUAGCAAUAGGCUUCAAUGGAGGUCAACUUGCAGCUGCUGUUCCUAAACUUUACAAUGAGGGUGCUGGUUGUGGUGCUUGUUAUCAGGUGAGAUGUAAGGACCCAAAAAUUUGUUCAAAACAGGGGACAACUGUAAUUGUAACUGAUCUAAAUACGAAAAACCAAACGGAUUUUGUGAUCAGUAGCAGAGCUUUUAAAGCUAUGGCCAUUCAGGGAAAAGCUCAAGACGUUCUCAAAUUGGGAAUCGCCGAUAUCGAAUACAAAAGAGUUCCUUGUGAUUACAAAGGCAAGAAUUUGGCUGUUCGAGUAGAUGAAUCAAGCCAGAAGACAAAUUAUCUAGCGAUUAGCAUCUUCUACCAGGGUGGUCAAACUGAAAUUGUCAGUGUUGAUGUAGCUCAGGUUGGAUCGUCGAACUGGAACUUCAUGACCCGAAACCACGGAGCAAUUUGGGACACAAGCAGAGUGCCAAGUGGGGCAUUGCAGUUUAGGUUUGUAGUGACAGCAGGGUACGAUGGCAAGUGGAUUUGGGCAAAAUCAGUGCUGCCAGCAGAUUGGAAAAAUGGAGUGAUUUAUGACACUGGAGUUCAAAUCACUGACAUUGCUCAAGAGGGUUGUUCUCCAUGUGAUGAUGGAAGUUGGAAACUUAAUUAGUUUUUUUUCCCCCUUCUUAACUGUAACAAUCCGUGUGAAUACACGAACUAAAAUCACAGAAUAUAUAAUAAUAUUAUAGAUUGAUGCAGUUUGAGUAGACAUAUACAGGGAUACAAAUUAAAUUCCCAUUCUUUCUUCUUUUAAGUAAUAUUAAUACUGUAAUUUCACAUUCUUUUUGCUAUCCAGAACAUUGGUUAAUGAUAUCUCUUCUUCCAGAA
Messenger RNA from Solanum dulcamara, 1063 nucleotides. RefSeq names its product expansin-like A2. Lineage: Eukaryota; Viridiplantae; Streptophyta; Magnoliopsida; Solanales; Solanaceae. The record is from RefSeq and is a predicted model, not a curated record. Gene Ontology annotation, cellular component: plant-type cell wall; plasmodesma; extracellular region. The transcript is spliced from 5 exons. The coding region runs from base 60 to 845 and encodes 261 amino acids.